CUUCAUCUCCUUAUUAAUAACCUAUCCCUCGCCAUCUUCACUUCUCAUCUUCAUUUCUAUACCUUCCUAUUAUCUUCCUUCCUUUUCAUUCCUUUUGCUAUGGCAGGAACUGGGGUGGUCGCUGUUUAUGGGAACGGCGCAAUAGCUGAAACCCACAAAUCCCCUUUCUCCGUCAAGGUUGGCCUAGCCCAAAUGCUCCGUGGCGGGGUGAUUAUGGAUGUCGUCACCCCUGACCAAGCUCGCAUCGCUGAAGAAGCUGGAGCCUGCGCCGUCAUGGCUCUUGAACGAGUCCCCGCCGACAUCCGAGCCCAAGGUGGCGUGGCGCGGAUGAGUGACCCACAACUCAUCAAAGAAAUUAAGCAAGCUGUCACCAUUCCCGUCAUGGCCAAGGCUCGUAUUGGCCAUUUCGUUGAGGCCCAGAUCCUUGAAGCCAUUGGCAUCGACUAUGUUGACGAGAGCGAAGUCCUUACCCUCGCCGACGAAGAAAACCACAUUAACAAACAUAAUUUUCGGAUUCCUUUCGUCUGUGGGUGCCGGAAUUUGGGGGAAGCGCUCCGGAGAAUCCGAGAAGGAGCCGCGAUGAUCCGAACCAAAGGAGAAGCGGGGACCGGGAAUGUUAUCGAAGCUGUUAGGCAUGUCAGAUCCGUGAUGGGGGAUAUUAGGGCCCUUAGGAACAUGGAUGAUGAUGAGGUUUUCAGCUUCGCUAAGAAAAUCCAGUCUCCCUACGAUUUGGUUAUGCAAACGAAGCAGCUGGGGAGGUUGCCAGUGGUUCAGUUCGCCGCCGGAGGAGUGGCCACACCGGCAGAUGCGGCGUUGAUGAUGCAGUUGGGUUGUGACGGAGUGUUUGUCGGAUCUGGGGUUUUCAAGAGUGGUGACCCGGCUAAGCGUGCCCGAGCUAUUGUUCAGGCCGUCACUCACUAUAGUGACCCCAACAUCCUUGCGGAAGUUAGCUGUGGGCUUGGUGAGGCCAUGGUUGGCCUUAAUUUGAACGAUAAGAAGGUUGAGCGGUUCGCAGCUCGGUCGGAUUAGUAAGUGAAGGGGGGAUCAAGCCUUUGUUUGUUGAACCACCAUCACCAGUGCACUGUUGUUCCAAGUUAUCGUAGUUAAAGUGGGGUCUCUCAUACAGGGGAUGUAAUUUAUGGCUAAAAUGUUGGCCAUCUGUUUCGUUAUCUAAAAUUAGAUCUUUAAGAUUGCUAGAAAUAAAGUAAAACACUUUGUCUCUCUGCAUUCUGCUACUAUACUAAUGUGUUUUUUACAGUGAUUAGGCUCUACACAAGCUUUGCCUCUA
Messenger RNA from Gossypium raimondii (Peruvian cotton), 1288 nucleotides. Its product is annotated as probable pyridoxal 5'-phosphate synthase subunit PDX1. Gene Ontology annotation, biological process: amino acid metabolic process; pyridoxal 5'-phosphate biosynthetic process; pyridoxine biosynthetic process. Gene Ontology annotation, molecular function: amine-lyase activity. NCBI's taxonomy places the organism in Eukaryota, Viridiplantae, Streptophyta, Magnoliopsida, Malvales, Malvaceae. The record is from RefSeq and is a predicted model, not a curated record. Bases 100 to 1029 code for a protein of 309 amino acids. The transcript is spliced from 2 exons.